AUGAGCGCGCGAGCGUAUUCCUCCAGCUCGCGUGUAUUGUGGUCCGGCACCCCAUCGGCAGGGGGCGCAGUAGGAGGAGGGACAGUCCCAGAGUCCAUUUGUGAUGCACCUUCGCAUGAACGUAUUGCCCAGUGGCGCGAGCAACAUAUACAAGCGUUGCAGAACGAAGUACUUGCGAGCCGGAAGGGAUACUUGGACGCGCGUAGCGGGAUCGUCAAACAUCGUCGACACGUGCGUGAAGAUCUUGCUUCGGGCACGGAUGUGCCUCUUCGAUCCGUACUGCGGUAUCUGUCGCAAGAGGAGCUACAGGAUGCGCUGGUGUACUUGGGUCUGCUUGUGGCUAUCAUGGUGCGCUGCAUUGUAGCGCUUGGCGAUUGGAGCGGGCGUGGAAUGCCGCCGAUGCAUGGAGAUUUUGAGGCACAGCGGCAUUGGCUUGAGCUGACAUGGCACCUGCCCACAGACGAGUGGUACUUGUACGACUUGCCGUACUGGGGCCUGGAUUAUCCGCCAUUCACCGCGUGGGUAAGCUGGCUUUGUGCGUGGGUGGCCAUGUGGUUUCCGGCUCUACGUGAUGGAUUGGAACUGGACACAUCGCGUGGCUCCGAGGCGCCUGCUGUCGUGCUGUACAUGCGGCUCAGUGUUCUUGUUCUUGAUGUGCUGAUCUAUCUUCCCUCUGUUGCGUGGUUUAUUUCGCGCCGCUAUGAGUCCCGCAGUAAGCGCGUGCGCCAAAUAGCUCUGUUAUCUGUCUGGCUCCAGCCUAUGCUGAUUCUUGUGGAUCAUGGGCAUUUCCAGUACAAUAGCGUCAUGCUCGGUCUCUCGGCCAUGAGCUUCGCGCUUCUGCAAUCCAAGCUCCCGCAUGUUCACGCCAGCAUUCGCGGACCGGCUGUGGCUACGGCCGCUCUUCAGCGUCUCGUGCUUGACACACUCAGUCGACAUGUAAGUCUGCGGUAUUUGGCCGCCGCCGUCUUAUUUUCGCUCAGCUUGUGCUUCAAGCAAAUGGCGCUCUACUAUGCGCCGGCCAUCUUUGCUAUUAUGUUUGGUCGAUGUGUUGGUUUGCUGCUGAGCCACCAAUGGCUGCGUGGAAUGGCGCUAUUUGCCGGUCUAGCAUGUGUAACGACAGCCACGUUCGCUUCCGUCUUUGCGCCUUGGCUCCGUUCUUGGACAGAUUUAGCUCAGGUCAUCCACCGUAUCUUUCCACUUGCUCGCGGCCUUUUUGAAGACAAGGUCGCCAACGUGUGGUGUGCCCUGAGUGUUUUGCCCGUGGGUGCGAAGUGGAAAUUGCAGCACAUGUUUCACGUGUCGACCCUGGCCAAGCUUAGCCUUGUCACUGUACUAUUUGCAAUCCUGCCGAGUUGUGUGCUCUUGUUCCUUGCAUCUAUCGAGUCUGUCUAUCGUGAAUCUAUCAUGGAUGAUGCUCAAGCUGAACAAGUCGUCGCGAAAGUGCGUCGUCAUGCAGGCUCCGUGGCAUCAGGUAAGUCGUAUUCCCGUUUGGCAUCAAGUAUGCGCGACGAUGGCGGCUGUGCACGCUCUCUCGCUGCAUCCGUGCACGAUUCCAGCCGGGGCUCUGACCGACACUCAGUGGCGAGCGGCUCGUUGUUGGCAGGGAGCACGUCCACCUUGAUGCGUGGUGCUGACGGUCACUCACGCCCCAGCGCGUCGAUAACACCGACAAUGACUGCCAUUCGACCGACAUCCCAUCGUUCGUCUGUGACGCCAUCGCCUGCAGCUGAACUGUUUCCAUAUACCCUGGUGUCGACGUCACUAGCCUUUUUCCUUUUUGGUUUCCAGACACACGAAAAAAGCAUUUUGCUUCCCCUGCUCCCCCUAACGAUGCUCAUGACAGUGAAAGGCGAUCGCACAGGCGCUGGCGCCGUCGCUGCUGAUUGGGAGUGGGCUGUUCUAACCAACAAUGUCGGCAUGUUCAGCUUGUGGCCAUUGCUCCUACGCGAUGGUCAGGGCCUUGCAUGGUGCAUCCUGCUGCUGGUAUGGAAUGCACUGAUUGGUUACCGACCAUGGGAGGCGCUUCAUACGACCCGUGCUACAUUUGUUGCUUGGCUGAGUGCUGCUGCGCACUUCGGCAUGCUGGGUCUCCUUCUCCUACAGGGGUUCGUGGCUUGUGCGCCCCGCAUUGCUUGGAUCGACGGCCUGCUCCUGCGGUAUCCGGACCUUUUCCCAGUGCUGAACGUAUUACUCUGCAUGCCUGUUUUUAUGAUGGUGUGGCUCUGGUCGCUCAAAAAGCAUUUGGAAAUGACUCUGGCCUCCGGCGUCCUUGCCAUCACCAAGACAAGCAAGUAG
Malassezia globosa CBS 7966 is the source of this 2295-nucleotide messenger RNA. RefSeq lists its product as uncharacterized. NCBI's taxonomy places the organism in Eukaryota, Fungi, Basidiomycota, Malasseziomycetes, Malasseziales, Malasseziaceae. Bases 1 to 2295 code for a protein of 764 amino acids. Gene Ontology annotation, cellular component: endoplasmic reticulum membrane. Gene Ontology annotation, molecular function: dolichyl pyrophosphate Man9GlcNAc2 alpha-1,3-glucosyltransferase activity. The transcript has a single exon. Gene Ontology annotation, biological process: protein N-linked glycosylation. The record is from RefSeq and is a predicted model, not a curated record.